UUUGUAUCUAGAUCCUAGGUAAUGGAGUUUGUUCCAUCGCUCGCGGCCGCUCUCCCUCUUCUCGUGGCGAUCUUCACAGUUUACGUCCUGCCGACUUACAAGGAAUGGGUGCUUCUCCCUCGAGCUCUUGUCCAGGUUUGUAAGCAGCAAAGUGUCGAGAGCUAUGGCGACUCCUCCAGGCCGGGUCGGCUCGUCCGCUCCCAAGGACGCUUGUUCCAAUGCUGGGACACGCUCAGCGGGCUCAGCGCUUCCAGCCCCAAGGUCUUCUACGUGUCCGUAGGAAAGAUGGUCACGCUGGUCGUCUCGGAUCUCUCGCUGGUUCGAGCGUUUCUCACCAACGAUCCGGGGGUGGAGAGCUGCUACUCAAAGCCAUCGUUUGUACGAGUCCUCCGAAUCCUCGGGAAUGGAUUGUUUUCGUCCAGCGGCGAUGACUGGGCCAGGCAGCGGUCUCUCAUCGCUCCUGCCUUGCUCACCAAAGAAAUCAAGAGCAAGGUACAGGAUAUGGUGGAAUCGACCUCGCUCGCUUUGGAAAAACUGGCAGUCAAAGCCGAGACGAGCGGCAUCGUCGACAUGCACAGAUUCUUCCUGGGUUUAACUCUCGACGUUCUCCAAAAGACCGUCUUUGGAACGGAGCUCGGAGCCGAUCCUGGAACGCUCUUCCAGACUCUAAAGAGGUACCACCACGGCCGGAGAGAGCUCGUCUUUGGUCUUGCUGCCGUGAUCCCGGGAUACAGAUGGUUGCAAGAGAGGCUCCUCACGCAAGCUAGGCAAGACGAGGCCUGGAUCCGUGGCCUAAUGAAGGAAGUUCUCGUCCCGGCGGCCUCCACUUCUCGUUCGGAUCAUCACGGCAAUCGCCUCGUCGAGAUCUUCCGCGACUCCAGCGCCAUGACCGAGCAAGAAGCUCUCGACAACUCCGUCACCUUUCUCCUCGCCGGCCACGAGACCACCGCAGCGGUGCUAUCGUGGAGCCUCUACUUGCUGGCUCUCAAUCCCCAGUGGCAGCAUCGAGCUCGCGAAGAAGUCUCGCAAGUCCUCGGAUCCUCCUGGCCAUCGCCAUCUCCGUUGUCUUCCACCGUGCUUGCAUGGGAACAUCUCAGCAAGCUCAAGACGAUCGGGCUGAUCCUCAUGGAAGCAGUCCGGCUGUUCCCGCCGCAGCCACUCAUCGGGCGAAGCUGCGUGAGAGAGAACCAUCUGGGCGAUAUCAGAGUUCCUCCGGGUCUGGAGGUGAUCGUCCCCGUCGCGGCGAUUCAUCGCAGCGAAGAGCUCUGGGGCCGAGACGCAGCCGACUUCCGGCCCGACCGGUUCGAGAAUGGGAUCAAGUCGGCUUGCAGCCAUCCUCUGGCAUACUUGCCGUUUGGAAGCGGGCCGAGGACUUGCGUGGGGCAGAGCUUGGCCAUGGCGGAAGCCAAAGCGGUCCUUGCGAUGGUGCUGCUGAGAUUCAGCUGGGAGCUGAGCGGCAGCUAUCGGCAUGAACCCGACGUUACUCUCAACCUCCAGCCGAAGUUUGGAAUGCCGCUCCUUCUCACCCUCCUGGAACAAACUGCUUGAAAAUUCGUCCUAGAUCAAGCUCACAGGUCCAAGUUGUUGCCGACGAAGAGAUCAUUGCUGCUUAAGUUCUUCUCUCAGAGCCAUAGCCAUUCUUAAGUUAGCUUAAGAACGAAAUGUACGAAACAAGGACGUACGGGGGGUGUAGCUCAGAUGGUAGAGCGAUCGCUUUGCAUGCGAUAGGUAAGGGGAUCGAUACCCCUCAUCUCCAAAUAAUUAGUUCAAAUUUUGAAUUAAA
This is a messenger RNA of Selaginella moellendorffii, 1783 nucleotides long. Its product is annotated as 11-oxo-beta-amyrin 30-oxidase. Lineage: Eukaryota; Viridiplantae; Streptophyta; Lycopodiopsida; Selaginellales; Selaginellaceae. Gene Ontology annotation, molecular function: monooxygenase activity; heme binding; oxidoreductase activity, acting on paired donors, with incorporation or reduction of molecular oxygen. The transcript has 4 exons. Bases 22 to 1548 code for a protein of 508 amino acids. The record is from RefSeq and is a predicted model, not a curated record.